CCCUCAUCCCUUACCUCAUAUUAAACCCCGAAAGGGGCGCCAAUUUUCUCCCAAACUAUGCCUCCUUGGUUUGACAUUGGCAAUUGAGUUACGGUCCUGAUGUCUUCCUCAGCGGGCUUCGCAGCGGCCCAUAGGAGCGUCGCGAGCAUUCGCUCAGGACCAUCCCAGGGGCCUUCGACGCCGUCACGAAGUAUAAGUUCAACAUUCGGCUCACCGUCCACCAUACGCGCCGAUGAUGACAUUAUUGUGAUUGAGCUGGGCUCAAGACUUUUGCGCGUGGGUUUCGCGGGUGACCCGGUUCCCAAAGCGACCUUGCAAUGCGGACCGGAUGAGCAGAGGAGGGUGGGGGACUUCAGGGCCUGGCUGGAUCCGACAAAGACACCGGGGCAGGCGUGGUCAUCAGAAUAUGAGCUUUGGAGGUAUGACCUCAGUAAAGUAGAACUGGGUUUGGUUCAUGACAAGUUGGAUCGUCUUAUGAGAGAGGCUUUCUCAAAGUUUCUCCUCAUAGACUCCAAGCCGCGAAGAAUGGCAUUAGUGGCUGAUCCAUCUCUCCCGCUACCACUACUAUCUACUGUCCUUGACACAGCAUUUGGGCGCUUCCAGGCCCCAAUGGUGUCCCUUCUCUCGCCAGCGACAAUGUCUGCUGUGGCGGCUGGCGUCCGUUCAGCUCUCGUCAUCGAUAUUGGAUGGUCGGAGACGGUCGUCACAAGUGUUUACGAGUAUCGCGAAGUUAAGACCACCAGGUCCGUCAGGGCUGGCAAAUACUUCAACAACGAGCUAUACAGAAAGGUGCUACAUCCUCUCAUCGCCGAGGACCAAGGGAAAGAAGCCAAUACAGUGUCGGAAAAGUCUCAUGGCCAAGAGAACCCGACAAAGGAGAAGAUGGACCGUGACAGGGCCGUUGAUGUUGAAAAUGAGAAGGACCAUCGUCUCAGUUUCGAUGAGUCCGAAGACAUCAUGCGCCGUCUGGCCUGGUGCAGACCUACCAACAGAACAUCCCAGAGAACGUCAGCUCAGCUUGAAACGGUUGAGGAGCAGGACGAGAAUGAAGCUGAAGCGGGCAGCACUACUACGCCCGGGGCAGACAGGACGGCACACGUGCCGUUGCAAUCUUCGACUCCCCCAAAGACAAUCGACGUACCGUUCGAGAGGAUAGCAGACGUCUGUGGCGAUGUCUUUUUUGAGCCCUCCAUGAACCUUGCCCAUUUCGACGACCACGAGCUUCCGAUACACCUCCUCGCAUACAGGCAUCUCGCCGAGCUGCCGGUUGAUGUCCGCGCUAUUUGCAUGUCCCGCGUCAUCUUUAUCGGAGGCUGCUCCAAUAUCCUGGGCCUCAAACAACGAGUAAUUGACGAGACGACAUCGAUCAUUGAGACGAAAGGCUGGGAGCCGGCCUCUGGCAAAGCAGUGGACCAGUUGAGUAACAACUCGAAACUCAAGUGGAAGCCAACGAAGACGCCACAUUUGGAACAAGACCGGGAUGAGGAGGACGGCCUAUUCUCAGAGCAGGCCAAUGACUUUGAUCAAUUCGAGAGGGGCUUCAUGCGGCCCCGAAAGAAGGACCCGCCCGUGCAAGGACAUAUAAGGGCGCUGCAUUCCGUUGGGCCUUGGACUGGCGCAAGUCUGGCGUGUCAACUGAAGAUACCAGCGAUGGCAACGAUCGACCGCGAAUUAUGGCUGCAGCAGGGCGUCAAUGGUGCGUCGAGGCCUAACGACGUCGAUGUCAAGGCGCAACAGAGGCAGAGUAUGGGCGCAGGCGGUUUGAUUCGAGGUAGCGGUGGGCAGCAUACCAACUGGACGCUGGGGAAGUGGGGUGCUAUUUGAGUUGAAAGUACGUAGAGAUACCCAAGAAAUUGACUAACGUGGAGCAAUUUAUCAUGGCCAUUGGGCAUAUACUGGCUGGUCGUCUGUCCUGCACUAGUCCGUAUGAGAGUUCGGGGCAUGCUGCAAACACCAUCUACUUCAUAAUCUCAAAGAACAUGUCCUCAAAUUUUGGAAUGGGGUCAACUAUGCUUGUUAGUACAUAGCAGCUAAAUCGAAUAUAGAGCCAAUAUAGCCUUCCACUCUUGAAUUGAUG
Emericellopsis atlantica is the source of this 2077-nucleotide messenger RNA. RefSeq names its product putative actin protein RO7. The record is from RefSeq and is a predicted model, not a curated record. The transcript is spliced from 2 exons. Gene Ontology annotation, biological process: microtubule-based movement. Bases 100 to 1824 code for a protein of 574 amino acids. NCBI's taxonomy places the organism in Eukaryota, Fungi, Ascomycota, Sordariomycetes, Hypocreales, Bionectriaceae.